AUGGUUCUUCGACCUAACCCCUUUGAGGAAGCGCGAGGAGAAUUUGAAUGGUGCGGUCAGAAUCCACAGAAAGAAGUAUGUUGCUCGGGUAAAAAAUUUCCACGUGUUGGUGAAAAAACAUGUUGUUGUGGAGAUGAAGGAACUUUUGAUCCAACAAAUCUCAUCUGCUGUGAUGGAAAAAUCCAACCGAGGCCACCUAGACUACAGGAUUCAGACUGUUGCAAGUGUGGGAUGUCAAAAGCCGAUGUGGUUUUCCUCGUGGAUUCCUCGGAGAGUCUGGAUGAAGAGCAAUUUGAAAGGAUAAAAGAUUUCAUGAUGCAAAUCGCAGGUCAGACGGACGGUAAAGACACAGUGCGCAUUGGCAGCGUCAGAUACAAUCAUUUUACAUACCCCAAUUUCUACCUGGAUGAAUAUAAAAAACCAGAUCAACUAGUUGAUGCUAUAGCCAAGAUCCAGUACACCCCUGGAAGUACAGAUACUGGUGCCGGAAUAAAAACUGUCCGGGAGCAAAUGUUCGUACCGAAGAAAGGAGAUAGACCAACUGUUCCGAAUAUUUUGAUUAUAAUGACAGAUGGCGCUUCCGACUAUCCCGCUGUGACAGCAGAAGAAGCCCACCUUGCUAAAGACAAAGGCAUAAGGAUAAUUGUCAUUGGUAUAGGUGCAUUUGUAAACAAAACUGAAUUGAAUAUCAUGGCAUCGGAUCCAACCAAAGAUAACGUAUUUGAGGCCAAGAAUUUUGACGCCGCCCUUGACAACACUGUAGACAAAAUAUUCGCCACGACUUGUUCAGACAAACCUAAAACACCAGUUGAUAAAUUCCUUUGUGGCAAAACACUUUACGAUCCAACAACACAAAUGUGCUGCGGAUCAACCGUUUACCCUCUGGUUGGGGGAGCGGCCACUAAAUGUUGCGGUGACGAAGUGUACGAUGAUAAAACCUAUAUCUGCUGCAAAGAUCAACUCCAGCCGAGGUUUGCUGGCAAGUUCACUGAAUGCUGCUGUUACGAGUCUUACGACACUAGAGACUCCAUUUGUUGUGACAGCGUGGUUCAGCCGCUAAUUCCUGAACAGGACACUGGUUGUUGCGGAAACGUUAGUUACAACCAAAAGGAACGGUUUUGUUGUGACGGUACUCUGUUCCCUCCAAACUAUCAUCCUAACUGUUAUGACUGCAAAGACGGAUACGCUGUUCCUAACUUUGACGAGGAGAAGAAGGUAUGUUGUGGUGGUAAAUUAUUUCCUGCUGUCAAUGGAAACUUGACAUGUUGCUGCGGACAGAAACCUUUUAACUCUGGAAAACAAAUUUGCUGUGGAAACAGAAUACAAGACAGGAAUGGCGGCGAGGUUGCCACUUGUUGCGGGUCCGACAAUUUCAAUCCAGCAAAAGAUUUGUGUUGUAACGGAAAUGUUCAACCUCUUAAAGCUGGGAAAGCAACGAACUGUUGUGGUAAAAGGAGUUAUGACCCAAAAUCCGAGCUCUGCUGUGAUGACAGCUCUGUAGUCGUGAAGGACAAACCUACUGACACAUGUUGUUGUGGUAACACAAGUUAUACUACGUCACAAAUGAUUUGUUGCGAUGGUAAGAGGCAGACAUUGUACAAGAGAGGUACUCAGUGCUGUGGAACAUCAAGCUUUGACUCUUCCAACUUCAUUUGCUGCGAUGGAUCAGUGCAGAAAAUUGUAGGAAAAUUGGAAACUCGCUGUUGUGGUAAGAAAAGUUAUGAUGCUAAGAAACAAAUGUGUUGCGAAAACAAUGUCGUCAACAAAAGAAACGGCGCAGAUGACACAUGUUGUGGUAAUACAACCUUUGAUUCAAAGACAGAAGUAUGUUAUCUUGGCGUUCCAGGAAAAUUGUAUGGCUCAGGAACACGAUUUUGUGGCACACAAUCUUAUGACGUCAUGACCGCCAUUUGUUGUGGAGGAAAAGUGUACAGUUCUGUGGGAAAUAAAGCUUUUGACAGCUGCUGUGCAAACGUACCAUUCAACUCAGCUUCACAAAUUUGUUGCGACAAUAAAAUCAGAAAACUAAGCGAACCCGGCGAUGACUGCUGUUGUGGAGAAAAGGGAACUUACAACGCUUUAAUGCAGAUCUGUUGUGACGGCAAAGCUCAAAAACGAGUCGCUGGAGCGAAUACACAGUGCUGCGCUCAGACAAGCUUUGAUCCAGAAAAAAUGGUUUGUUGCAAUGGGAAACUGUCUGUAAAAGCUAAUGAUGGCGACAACUGGUGUUGUGGUAAAACUACAAUGGAUACAAAUAAAAUGAUAUGUUGCUCUGGUAAACCACAGGAUCUUUUUAAAGGAGAAACAGCAUGUUGUCGAGAUAAAAGCUACGAUACGACAAAACAGGUUUGCUGUGACGAUGGCAAAAUCCAAGAGAAGAAGAAUCCGAAAGAUGAUUUCUGCUGUGGAAAAACUUCCUUCGAUCUGGAAACAGAAAUUUGCUGUGAAGGAGUACCACAAACUGUACCAGACCCUGAAUUCGGCCGAUGUUGUGGCAAUCAAGGGUAUGAUUCUAGAAAGGAAAUGUGUUGCAACGGAAAGCCUACUCCAAAAGUUAAUAAAGACGAUAAUUGUUGCUGCGGAAAAACAACAAUGAACACAGAAAAACAAAUAUGUUGUGAAGGCGUCCCACAAGACUUAGUUGGGGGUGAAUUUACGAUGUGUUGUGGCCCUGUAAGUUUUGAUUCUAGAAAGUUCUUGUGUGUGAAUGGCGAGCUGAGAAAGAAGAGAAACAAAGAUGAUAACUGGAUCUGCGGUGAUACCACAAUGAACACAGCAACUGAAGUUUGUUGUAUGGGACAGCCUAGAAUUAAGAAAGGAGCAGAUACAAAAUGUUGCAAAGAUCAGAGUUAUGACGGUUCUCAGCAUGUUUGCUGUGACGGAGACACACUUGUUAAGAAACAAAACAAAGACGAUAACUGCUGUUGCGGUAAAACCACAUUUAAUACAAAUACCCAGGUAUGUUGCUUAGGUAAACCUCAAAAGCUGUACGGAAAAGAUACAACAAAAUGUUGCGGCGAUGAAAGUUAUGAUGCUGAUGAUCAAGUUUGCUGUCCAGAUAACACGGUCUUUAAAAAGAACAACAAGGGAGAUGACACGUGUUGCGGAAAAACAACAAUUAACUCCAAGUCACAAAUUUGCUGCCAAGGUGUUCCAAAUAAGAGCUAUGGUGAUAUGAGUGCCUGUUGUGGAAACAAGAGCUACGACACAACAACACACAUGUGUUGCGAAGGCAGAAUAACUAAAAAAGCAAACAAAAAUGAUGAUAGUUGUUGUGGUGAUACAACUAUGGACUCGAAAACUCAAAUUUGCUGCGAGGGAGGUCCAAUGAAAUCUUAUGGACCGCUUACACGGUGCUGCGGAAAACAUAGUUAUGAUCCAACAAAAGAGCUUUGUUGCGUUGGAGACAAAAUAAUCAAGAAGAGCGACAAGAAUGAUAACUGUUGUUGUAAUGAUAAACCAAUGAACACAGAGACUGAAAUUUGCUGCGAAAAUACUGUACAGCCAGCCCCUGCUGGAGCACAGAAAACUAAAUGUUGCGGAAAGUUGAGUUAUAAUCCUGAAUCUGAAAUGUGCUGCAAUGGUAAAGUUACAAAGAAAGGUAGCAACGAUGACGAUUGUUGUUGUGGUAAAACAACUUUCAAUACCGAAAAAGAGGUUUGUUGUCAAGGAACCACUCCACAAAAGUUGUAUGACGGACCAACACUAUGCUGCGGUGAGGUCAGUUAUGAUACAACAAAAUUCCUAUGUCGAGAUGGUGGGCUUAUUAAAAAACGAUCGUCUGAAGAUGACAGAUACUGUGGAGACACAACUCUGAAUUCAAAAAAAGAAAUAUGUUGCGACGGAAACCCGAGUAAAUUAUACAAAAACACCGAUUGUUGCGGAAGUAAAAGUUACGAUACAGAUGCAGAAGUUUGUUGUGAUAACCAAGAAAUAAGAAAGAAAACAGACAAUGGAGACGAUUUCUGUUGCGGAAAAAUGACCGGAAACUCUAAGAAAGACAUGUGCUGUGACGGCAUGGCUCAGCCAAUCAAAAAUGGAGACCUUUCACAGUGCUGCGGAAAAGUUUCAUAUGACUCGGAAUCUCAAAUUUGUUGCGAAGGAUCUGUAAGAAAGAAGGCACGUAAAGGUGAUAAUUGUUGUUGUGGCAAUACCACUAUUAAUACAGCAGAACAAGUCUGUUGCAAUGGUGUGCCCCAACCUUUAGAAAAGGGCAUUGAGACCAAAUGUUGUGGACCAAAGAGUUUUAAUCCCGACGAAUUCGUUUGUUGCGAUGGCACAACGCUAACAAAGAAGCGUAACAAGAACGAUAACUGGUGCUGUGGAAGUAGCACUAUAGACAUGACGAAGGAAAUUUGUUGUGAUGGAAAUCCAGAUGACAAGAAAGGUGGAGAUGCGGCAGGAUGUUGUGGAAAUGCAAGUUACGACCAAACAAAGAGUGUAUGCUGUGAUAAUAAAAUAGUGAAGAAGAAGAAUGGCAAGGACGAUGGUUGCUGUGGAAAAACAACGAUAAAUGUCAAUGAUGAAAUAUGCUGCGAAGGGAAGCCACAAGAACGACUUGGGGGAAAUAAAUUCACAGCAUGUUGUGGUGACGAGAGUUACGAUACAAGAAAGUCUGUUUGCUGUGACCAUAAAGUUAGAAGUAAGGCUAAUGGGGACGACAACUCCUGUUGUGGAAAGACAACAUUCAACGCAGUAAAACAGCUCUGUUGUGAUGGCAAACCAGGUAAUAAAAAUGGGAAAAUGCCAAAAUGUUGCGGUGACAGUACAUAUGAUGCUGCGGCAGAAAUGUGUUGUGACGGUGCUAUUCGUGAAAAGAGAGGUAAAAGCGAUGAUUGUUGUUGUGGAAAUACAACAAUGAGCUCUACGACAGAGGUUUGUUGCUUAGAUAAUCCUCAACCUGCACCUGGCGGAGCGUUCUACAGAUGUUGCGGAAAAACAAGCUAUAAUCCAGAAACUCACGUCUGUUGUAAUACAGAUAAACCACAGAAGAAACGGAACAAUAAGGAUAACUGGUGUUGUGGAGAAACGACGUUUGAUUCAUUUAGCGAGGUAUGUUGCCAAGGUACAACACCACAACCAAUGCGCGGUGAAAAUACUAAAUGUUGUGGUCUGACGAGCUACAAUCCCGAGGAAACACUGUGUUGUGAUGGAAAAAUGGUCAAAAAGCGAGAUCCUAAAGAUGACUGUUGCUGUGGGGACACGACAAUAAACACACAGAAAGAAAUUUGUUGCGCUGGAAAACCACAAACUGGAGGAGCAAAUUCUGACUGCUGUGGAAAAGAAAGCUUUGAUGUAAGGAAGGAAAUAUGCUGUGGAGGUAGUGUUAGAGGAAAGAAGAAUGACGCUGACGACUGUUGUUGUGGUGAUACAACAAUUCAAGCUAAAACGGAAUUGUGUUGCAACGAUGUCCCACAAAGGCUUAAGAAUGGUGGAUUGACAAAAUGCUGCGGAAAUGUAAGCUACGAUUCAGAGACUGAAAUAUGUUACGAAAACGAAGUUAGAAAGAAGAGGAAUAAGAAAGAUAACUGGGUCUGUGGUGACACUACAGUAGAUACUACCACAGAAUUAUGUUGCAAUGGAAAUCCUCAGAAUGCUGUAGCCGGUGAAAAUACUCGAUGCUGCGGACAGAAUGGAUACGAUCCAAGUAAAUUUGUAUGUUGUGAUGGGAAUAAUCUGGUGAAAAAGAGGAACAAAGAUGACAACUGUUGUUGUGGAAAUACAACGUAUAAUACGGAAAUGGAAUUUUGUUGUCUUGGAAACCCGGGUAAAAACUAUGGCCCAAACACUCUUUGUUGCGGUGAUGAGAGUUAUGACGGUAGUAAAUUUAUUUGUUGUGAAGGGAAACUAGUACAAAAAAGGAAUCCGUCAGACGAUUGCUGUUGUGGAAAAACUACAAUGGAUGCUUCCACGGAAACCUGUUGUGAUGGAAACCCCCAACCUCUCUCUGGAGGUCAACAAUAUACCACAUGUUGCGGUGAUCAGAGCGUAAACACGAUUAAGGAAAUGUGUUGCAACGGUAUUGUCAUUAAAAAAGCAAAACAGAAUGAUGACUGUUGCUGUGGAAAUACAACCGUUGAUGCCAUUAAUAGCAUCUGUUGCAAUGGAAUAAAUCCACAGCCACGAUAUGGUAAAAACACGAAAUGCUGUGGUGAUAUCAGUUUUGAUCCAGCUAAAAUGGUUUGCACAGACAAAGAAGUACUUGUGGAAAAGCGAAAUCCCGAUGACAACUGGAGUUGUGGAAAAACAACAAUGGACACUAGAACUGAAGUGUGUUGUAUAGAUACACCCGUACCAAAAAAAGGAAAGACAACAAGAUGUUGCAAGAAAGCCAGUUACGAUGCGUCCUCAGAGGUGUGCUGCGACAAUGGAGUAAGAACAAAAACUAGCAAGGAUGAUACAUGUUGCUGUGGAACGGAUAAGACUUUUAAUCCAGAGGAAGAAGUAUGUUGUGAAGGAACAACACCACAGCCAAGAAAAGGUGGGGAAAACACUAAAUGCUGUGGCGUAACAAGUUAUAAUCCUGCUGAAUAUAUCUGCUAUGAAGGAAAAUUAAUAGCCAAAAAGAAUGCCGGAGACGAUGCUGUUUGUGGAAACACUUCAAUGGACACAUCUUCUGAAAUUUGCUGCUAUGGUAUUCCUAGAAAAAGGACUGGCGGUGUUUUGUCUGAGUGUUGUGAGGACAAGAGUUUCAAUAUGGCGACGGAAAUAUGCUGUGAUGGUAAGAUCCGUAAAAAGAGGGAUGAGGAGGAUGAUUGUUGUUGCGGAGAUACAACAAUGAAUGCGAAUACUGAUAUAUGUUGUGACGGAGUUCCACAGCCAAUAACGAAAAAAGGAAACUGGAAUUGUUGCGGGACUAAAGCAUACAAUAACGAUGAAGAAGUGUGUUGCGAUAUGACAAUCAAUAAGAAGAAAGACAAAAACGAUGAUUGGUGUUGUGGCAAUACGACUAUGAACACCAAAGAAGACGUAUGUUGCAACGGUGUACCAAAUAAAGCGUAUGGUAAAAGAACAAGAUGUUGCCUUGACGUCAGCUACGAUAGGGAUGUUUUCAUGUGUUGCGAUGGAGACGAUCUAGUCAACAAAAGAGACAAGAACGACAAUUGCUGUUGUGGAAAAACAACACUUAAUACAGAAACUGAAAUAUGUUGUGAGGGUGUACCUCAGCCUAGUUACGGAGACAGCACGAGGUGCUGUCACAAGCAAAGUUAUGAUUCCGAUAAAUUCCUAUGCUGUCCAUAUGGUAAAAUGGCAAUUAUACCAAAACAAUCAAAGAUGGAUGACUUUUGUUGUGGUAAUUCAACACUUAAUGCUAGGAAACAAAUUUGCUGCGAUGAAACUCCGCAAAAUCUCGUAGGUGGUGAGGAAAUGACAUCAUGUUGCAGAAAGGAAAGCUAUAACAUGGAAAAGGAACUUUGUUGUGACGGACUCGUGAGACAAAAGGCUAAGAAAGAAGAUGACGUAUGCUGUGGGGAAACAUCUCUGAAUGCGCAAACACAAGUUUGCUGCCUUGGUGUACCACAAAAAUCUUAUGGCGAACUUACUGACUGCUGUUUAGACGUCAGUUUUGAUCCAAACAAACAAGUUUGCUGCGAUAAUAAAGUUAUUGAUAAGUCGGAUGAUACUGACAACUGGUGUUGUGGAAAGACAUCAAUGAAUACAAACAAUGAAAUAUGUUGUGAUGGUAAAUUUGUCCAGCCAGCAAAAGGCGGAAGAAAUGCAAGAUGUUGUGGUAAAGAUAGUUAUAAUUCUGAAACAGAAAUGUGUUGCGAUAAUACAAUCAUACCAAAAGCAGGAAAAGGAGACAACUGCUGUUGCGGAAACACGACUUUUAACACCGAAACAGAAGUUUGUUGUGGGGGAGUUAUGCCACAGCCGAAAAAGGGACCAAAUACACAGUGUUGCGAUCUGGUGAGCUAUAAUCCAGAUGAACAAUUGUGUUUUGAUGGAAAAUUGUAUGACAAAAAGGAUAAAAACGACGACGGUAGGUGUGGCUCUACAACUCUCAACACAAAGAAAGAAAUUUGCUGUCAGGGCAAGCCAAGACCUGGAGCACUGGAUUCUUCAGACUGUUGUGAAGACAAAUCGUACUCGCUGAUGAAUGAAGUUUGCUGUGAAGGUAGGAUUAGAGCAAAGAAAGAUUCACAAGACGAUACGUGCUGUGGAAAUACCACAGUAAAUGCAAAGAAGGAAAUAUGCUGUGACGGUGUUCCUCAACCAGCAAAUAAUGAUAUGUGGAAAUGUUGUGGUAGCAACAGUUAUGAUGAAGGAAACUUUCUCUGUUGCGACUUAAAGAUAACAAAGAAAAGAAGCACAAGCGAUAAUUGUUGCUGUGGUAAGACAACAUUUGAUAACAGAAAAGAAGUAUGCUGUAUAGACGAACCCCAACAAUCGUAUGGAGAUGAUACUCGAUGUUGUGUCCGUACAAGUUACGAUCCAGAGAAAUCAAUUUGUUGUGAUAAUGUUGUUUUUAAGAAGUCGGAUAAAGAAGACAACGGAUGUUGUGGUAACAAGUCAAUAAAUACGAACAACGAAAUUUGCUGUGAGGGUGUGUAUGUAGAGCCAGCCAAGGGAGGUAAUAAUGCAAGAUGUUGUGGUAAAAAUAGUUAUGAUUCUGAAAAUGAACUUUGUUGUGAAAUGAAAAUUACAGAAAAGAAAAAUAAAAAAGACAACUGGUGUUGUGGCAAAACAACAUUUAACACGGAAAACGAAAUGUGUUGCGACGGUGUAAUGCCUCAGACAAGAUACGGACCGAAUUCUCAGUGCUGCGGGCAAGUUAGCUUUGAUCCAGAUAAGCACUUAUGUUGUGACGGUAAACUAGUUGAAAAAGUCAAUGAAAAUGACGAUUGCUGUUGUGGAAAGACGACAAUAAAUUCCCAGAAGCAAAUUUGCUGUGAUGAAACACCCCAGCCAGGUACAAUGGAAAGUCAUGGCUGUUGCAUGAACAUGAGUUACAGUUUUGAAAAUGAGGUGUGUUGUGAUGCUAGUAUUAGGAAAAAACGUGAUAACAGCGACGACUUCUGUUGUGGUGAGACUACCCUUGACACAUCUAAAGAAAUAUGUUGUGGUGGAAAACCGCAACCUGCGCUUGGUGGGCGUUUCGCUAAAUGCUGUGGUAAAAAAAGCUAUAAUUCGAAAACUCACAUUUGCGCACAAAAUGAUGGAAGGAUUGUCGAAAAAGCGAAUGAAGGAGAUAACUGGAUUUGUGGAGAAACAACAUACAAUACAAAGACCAUGGUGUGUUGUAUUGAUACCCCGCAAGAGUCAUUCGGACAAGGGACAAGAUGUUGCGUUAGAAACAGUUAUGAUCCAGUUAAAUCUAAAUGUUGUAAUGGUACCGAUAUAAUAACAAAGACUACCAGAAAAGACGACUUGUGUUGCGGCAAAGCAACCUUAAACUCCGAUAAUCAAAUUUGCUGCGAAGGAGAAGUUAGAGAUAAGGUAGGUGGUGAGAGAACGAGAUGUUGUCAUAUGGAACCGUACGACCCUAACGUAUUUUUCUGCGAUUUUAAGAAUUUAAUGAAGAAAAGAAACAAAGACGACAACUGUGUAUGCGGUGAAACAACGUUUAAUACAGCAACAGAAAUUUGCUGUGAAGGUGUUCCGAGAAAGUUAGUCGGAGGGGCUCUUACCGCUUGCUGCGGAAACAAAAGUUAUUCAAUUGAAGAAGAAGUAUGUUAUAAUGGUGAGGUAAGAAAAAAGAAUAAGGCAGGAGAUGAUGCGUUCUGUGGAAAAUUUACAAUGGACACGAAUACACAAGUAUGUUGCGAUAGCAAACCACAAGACGCUGUGGCUGGUGCUGCAACACGAUGUUGUGAAGAUGCUAGUUUCGAUCCAUCAACCCAUAUAUGUUGUGAGGAUGGUGUUCGAAAAUUAAAAAAUAAAGACGACAAUUGCUGUUGUGGUGAUACGACUUUUAAUACAAAUACGAUGAUAUGUUGUGAUGGUUCUGUACCACAAGAAGCAAAGGGUGGUGACAGAGCAAGAUGUUGCGGCAAAAAGAGUUUCGAUUCUCUCAGUUUUAUGUGUUGUGAUAUGGUUAUAACAAAGAAAACAGAUAACAAGGAUAACAUUUGCUGUGGAAAUACAACCAUGAACUCCAAAUCACAAGUUUGUUGUGCGGGAAUGUAUCCUAGACAACGAAAAGGAGGUGAUGAUACGUUAUGUUGUGGUGACGAAAGUUUUGAUUCAAAGACACACCUGUGUUGUGAAGGCAAGCUGGUGAAGAAAGAUGAUCCAAACGAUGAUUGUUGUUGUGGUGAUCAAACAAUGAAUGCUGAGAAAGAUAUUUGCUGCAAGGAUAGUGUACAAAAACUGGUGGGUGGCGAAUUUACGUCAUGCUGUGGUGCAGCAAGUUUUGACACCAGGUCACAGGUAUGUUGUGAUGGAAAUAUAAGAAAGAAAAAGGCCGAAAAUGAUGAUGGCUGCUGUGGAAAGACAACAAUUGAUGCAAAAUCUGAACUUUGUUGUGAAGGCAAACCACAACCUAUGGUAGGAGGAGUAGAGUAUUCUGAUUGUUGCGGUGACAAGAGUUAUGACACACGAAAAACAAUGUGCUGUGACAAGAAAAUGAGACCAAAGAGAAACGAAGGUGAUAACUGUUGUUGUGGUGAUACAACCAUUAACACAAGAAAAGAAGUAUGUUGUAAUGGAAAACCAGCAGAAGCAGUGGCAGGGAAAGAAACACAAUGCUGCGGCGCAGAAGGCUUUAACCCAUCAAAAGAGAUCUGUUGUGACGGUGAUAGUCUCAGAAAGAAAUCUAACCCUAGUGACAACUGCUGUUGUGGUAAAUCAACCUUUAACACUAAAUCUGAAAUUUGUUGCGAUGGCGUACCACAAGAACGCAAGGGAGGAAAGAAUUCCAAGUGUUGUGGAACGAUGAGUUACAAUCCUGAUUCAGAAUUCUGCGACGUUGAUCGUCUUUUAACCAAGAGAAAUAAAAAUGACGAUUGCGCUUGUGGUAACACCACAAUGAAUACAAAGACAGAAGUUUGCUGUCAAGGGAAACCCCAGCCAAAAUAUGGAGAUUCGACAGAUUGCUGCGAAGAUAAGAGCUACAAUAGAGACACUCAGGUAUGCUGUGAGAAGAAAGUCAGAGAGAAGAGGAACAAAAAGGACGAUUCCUGUUGUGGAAAGACUACAUUUGACACCGAUACGGAGGUCUGUUGUAAUGGAAUGCCACAAGACAAAAGAGGAUCGUUUACAAGGUGUUGCGGAAAGAUGAGCUAUGAUCCAAGAAAAGAAAUGUGUUGUGACGGUAAAUUACGACUAAAGGCUAAUGCUGAUGAUGAUUGUUGUUGUGGAAAUACAACGAUGAACACACGGUCUCAGGUUUGCUGUAAUGGUGAACCACAGAGAUCAUUUGGACCUGAAACAAGAUGUUGUGGCAAAACUAGUUACAACUCAAAAACACAGAUUUGCUGCGACAUGGUAAUAGUGAAGAAAUCUAAUAAUGACGAUAACUGCUGCUGUGGCAAAGAUGAAACAUUCAAUACAAAAACACAAGUAUGUUGUCAAGGGCAGUACCCUCAGCCUGCAGUAGCAGGUGAUAAUACGGAAUGUUGCGGUAAAAAGAGUUUCGAUCCACGGGAACAGCUUUGUAAUGAAGGAAAACUUAUGGAUAAGAAAGAUCCGGCGGAUGAUGGAGUAUGUGGAAAAACAACAAUCAACCUUGCUAAACAGAUCUGUUGCGACGGAAACCCAAGACAGUCAUUUGGCGAGAAGUCUUCUUGUUGUGGCGAUCAGAGCUUUGAUACUGACACGCAAGUAUGUUGCGAUGAGAAGGUUAGAGACAAGAAAUCUAAAAAAGACGAUUGUUGUUGUGGUAAGACAACAAUGGAUGCUCAAUCUGAAAUAUGCUGCGACGGUUCUCCACAGCGGCUCGUCGGUGAUGAUUUCACCGAUUGUUGUGGUAACAUGAGUUAUGAUACCAGAAAGUUUGCUUGCUGUGAAGGCGCUCUGGUUGAAAAACGCAAAAGCAGCAAUAACAGGUGUUGCGGUGAAACAACAAUGGAUUCUGAAACAGAAGUUUGCUGUGAAGGGGUCCCGCAAGAUGCCGUUGCAGGUGCAGAGACAAUGUGUUGUGAUGACAAAAGCUAUGAUCCGAGUAAAAUGUUCUGUAUGGAAGAUGGAUCGCUAAGAAAGAAACGAAACCCAGGUGACAACUGGUAUUGUGGUAAAACAACAAUGAACACGAAUACUGAAAUAUGCUGUUUAGGGAUACCCCAAGAAAAGAAAGGUGGGGAAAACGCAAAAUGCUGCGGAAAUGAUAGUUACAAUUCAAAAACACAAGUUUGCUGCGAUGAUAAGAUUAGAGAUAAGACAAAUCCAGACGAUGACGGAUGUUGUGGCAAAACAACAAUAUCUUCCACAAAAGAAAUUUGUUGUUUGGAAACUACACAACCUGGAGGACAGUUCAUGACCUGUUGCAGAGAUAAGAGUUUCGACACAAGAAAGUCUCUAUGCUGUGACGGUAAACCAAGGGAUAAAAAAGAUAAUUCAGAUAAUUGUUGUUGUGGCAACACAACGUAUAAUACUAACAAAGAAAUUUGCUGUAUGGGAGUGCCUCAGCCACUUCAAGGAAAGAACAAAGAGUUAACAAAAUGUUGCCUAUCUGAAAGCUAUGAUUCAGCUACAGAAAUAUGCUGUAGUGGUAAAAUAGUAAAGAAAAAGAAGUCUAGUGAUAACUGGUGUUGCGACAUGAAGCCAUACGAUACAAGCUCUGAAGUAUGUUGUGCAGGCGAAUCCGUUGAUAAAUCAUACGGGACAAACACUCAAUGUUGCGGAAGGAAUUCAUUUGAUGUUUCAUUACAGGUAUGCUGCGCCGGCAAAAUUCGAGAUAAGGCAAACAAAAACGAUGAUUGGUGCUGUGGUAAGACAACAUUCAAUUCAGGCUCACAAAUUUGUUGUGAUGGCAUGACACCUCAACCAUCUUAUGGUAAAAAUACGGAAUGCUGCAGCGGAAAGAGUUUUGAUCCGUCGAAACAUGUUUGUUGUCAGGGUAAACUUGUAGAAAAGACGAACAAAAAUGAUGACUGCUGUUGUGGCAACAAUACAAUUGAUUCUAAAACACAAAUCUGUUGCGAAAAUACACCGCAGCCGGUUGUUGGCGAUUUCGAAUACACAUCUUGUUGCGAUAAAGUCAGUUUUGAUACGCGAAAGUCACACUGCUGUGAUGGAAAAGUCACCAAAAAGAGAGACAAAGAUGAUGAUUGCUGUUGCGGAACCUCUACUUAUAAUGCCAGAACGCAGAUUUGUUGUGAAGGAAAUGCACAAGACCUUGUUGGAAAAGAAUUUACAAAAUGCUGUGGAGGAAAGAGUUACGAUUCUAGCAAAUUCUUAUGCCAGGAUGGUGAAAUAAGGAAAAUGGCUAAUGCUGGAGACAAUAUGUUUUGUGGAAAGACUACUAUCAACACAAAUAAACAACUUUGUUGUAAUGGCAACCCUGCUGAUUUAUAUAACGGACCAACGUUGUGUUGCGGUAAACAGAGUUAUGCUACUAAUAAUCAGGUGUGUUGUAGCGAUACGCAAAUAUAUAACAAAACAAGCAAGGACGAUAACUGGUGCUGUGGUAAAGACAAAACAUUCAAUACACAAAAUGAGUUAUGCUGCAAUGGUGUACCUCAGCCAGCAGUUGGUGGUAGCUUUUCUGAUUGUUGCGGUGAAGUAAGUUAUGAUACAAGAAAACAGCUUUGUUCGGAUAACAAAUUGUACGACAAAAGAAAUAGAGACGACGACUGCCGAUGUGGCAAGACGACUUACAAUACAGCGACAGAAAUGUGUUGUGACGGUGUUCCCAGUAAACCAAAGGGUGACAUCAAAUACGGUUCUUGUUGUGGAAAAAAGAGCUACAAUACUCAGCUUGAGGUUUGCUGUGGCGAUGAAGUCCGAACGAAGGACAGUGACAAUGAUGACAGUUGCUGUGGAAAAGGAACUUUCGAUACAAGGAAAGAAAUAUGCUGUGACAACGUUCCACAACCAAGAACAGGGGGCGACAUGACCAUGUGCUGCUUGAAGAAAAGCUUUAACCCAGAAAAGGAAAUAUGCUGCAAAAGCGAUGUUAGGAAGAAACAAAGCAAUGAUGAUAACUGUUGUUGUGGAGAUUCCACUUUCAACACUAAGACAGAAAUUUGCUGCAACGACAAACCGCAACCCAGGAAGGGAGAUAAUACGAAGUGCUGUGACACGGUCAGCUACGACGCUGAUAAAUUCAUUUGUUCCGAGGAUAAUAAAUUAGUACCUAAAGCUAAUCCUGGAGAUGACUGGAUAUGUGGUAAAACAACAUUUAAUACGAAGAAGCAAGUUUGUUGCCAGGGUAAUCCUCAACCGUUGUAUAAGGGCAAUACAAAAUGUUGCGGCUCAGUUAGUUAUGAUGAGGACGAGAGUGUUUGCUGUGAAAAUACAGUUGUGAAAAAAUCCAAAAAGACGGACAAUGCUUGUUGUGGAAAGAAACCUUUGAAUCCCGAAUUACAGAUAUGUUGCCAAGGUGAAGUAAGGGACAGAACUGGUGGAGCAGGCUCCAUGUGUUGUGGGGACAAGUCGUUCAACCCUAACAGUGAAGUGUGCUGCGAUGAUCUCAGAAUUAUAGGAAAGGCCAAUAAAGAUGACAACUGCUGCUGCGGAAAUAUGACCUUCAACACAGCAAAGGAUGUUUGUUGUGGUGGAAUCGCAAGUAAAGCCGAGACGAAGGAUCUUAAAGACACCAAAUGUUGUGGAACUAAAGCUUACAGCGUUGAGAAGAAUAUUUGUUGCGAAGGAAAACUGCGGGAUGCUGUCGGAGGAGUGAAAAAUACCCGAUGCUGUAAAGAUCAAGCUUAUGACAUCACACAAAUGGUGUGCUGUGGCGGAAAACUACGAAAGAAGGAUAAGCCGGGAGACAUGUGGUGUUGUGGAAACGGCACAUACAAUCCUGCCACAGAAAUUUGUUGUCCGUUUAGCCCCAUGGAUGUUGCACAGCCUUUGAAGGGCAAGAAUACACGUUGUUGUGCCGGCCAUAGCUACGACGGUACAAUGGACAUUUGCUGCGAUGGCGUUGUUCAACAUGCUUGGUUAGGAACUAAAACUCGAUGCUGUGGCAAACGAAGCUACAAUCCAGAAAGAGGUCUAUGCUGCAACAACACUGUUGUUGAGAAGACACUACCUUGGGAUGAUUGUUGUUGUUGUGGAAAGACGUUCUUCAGUGCUAAACAAAUUUGUUGCAACUGUGAAGUUCAAGGCAAAUGCGGUGGCGAUGGAUCUAAAUGUUGUGGUAAGGAGAGUUAUGAUCCGGAACUCAACAUGUGCUGUGGUGGUAAUGUUAGACCGAAAACAUAUGGUGAAGAAAGCUACUGUUGCGGCGAAUACAUUUACACGCCGAAACUGGCUUUAUGCUGCGGAAAUUACGUAAAAUGGAAACUAGGCAGAAUACCAUGGUAAUCUAAAUGGAAGUAAUGUAGCAGCACUCUGGUCAAAGCAUUAAUCACUGUUACCUUUAAUCUAUAAUAUAUUCAAAACAGUUAGUCAUAUAUUCCAUUGCUUUUGUCAUGUAUGCUAAAUGUGUAAGGAUCAAACAUGUUUUAGUUUUAUUUCACGAAAUUCACGCGGGAAUCUUGUCCCAUGUGUGAUAAUACUGCAUAGUCAACGCACAAUUUGCUUUUCACAAUGUAGUGCAGUGAAAGCAACAGGGUUUCAUAGGGUAUAGUCGUAUUGACUUAUUAACCAUUUCUCUCUAUAAUCAAUAAAUCUGUGUAUUUGAGAUCGUUUAUAGCUGUGUAAUUGAAUCUAAAUCAUUUAUGAAAACAUACACAUAUGUCAUGUUAACACAUUUUGCUAUAUACCGGUAUUUUACAAUAAAAUUAGCUUCUUAUCUUUCAUUACAUUGCGUUUUAUAAGCAUAUGAACCGUCAUAUAUUGUUCCAGUUAACGAAAGUUAACGAAAAUAUCGGUAUAUUUAGUUUUCCAAGGCGGUUACCAUACAGAUAUCGAUCGACAUAUGUUCAAACUGCAGACAGUGGACCCGUUAUGACACUAGGCAUAUUUCGUUUCGUAUGCGAUAUUCGGCAUCCUUUCGUCGUUUCGGGAAAAAAGUUUCUGUUAUGACCGAUAGAUGCCGAAGGAUGCCGAAAUAGCAUAAACAGAUACGUAACCGUACGGAAAUUACCGAUUGUCAUCACGUGUCCACUAUCUUCUGUCGAUGUAACGAUUAAUACAAUUGUUAAAUCUUUUAACACAUUGCUUAUCAAGUAUAACAUGAUUUUAUUUGCUGAAAUAUCUAGUUUUCAUCAAUGUUAUCAUAUGUUCUCUGCAGAAUUAAUUGCAUGUUUACCCAUUGAUGUCGAAACGGUUUCAUUUAUAUAACGCAUUGUUAAUUACAUAUAUCUAACCUCAAACUGUUGUAUAUUAUUUUCAAAAAUCCAUUUUUGUCAUGAUCAUUUUCAUUCUAAUGAUGUGUGUACAUCAAAAUUAUUGUCAAAUUUAAUACCAUUGUAAGUCAUUAUUUAUUCGCACCACAUUCAUACAUAUAUAAAUAAAGAAUAGGAAAUCAAAUUUUUAAAGAUUCUGUUUGAGUUUCAAAUCUUUAAUUACACUCUGUUAUAUAUAAAAUGUUUAACCUGAUUUUGAGGCAUCUAACAAAGAAAAAAAAAACUGUUUACACGUAUAUUUAUGUGGUUGUACACGUGAGGCACGCAGCAUAACUUCUUGUUGUUACUUAUACAGACUCUUUCAAAUAUUAUUUUAACAAAGGCAACUUUUACAAAAUACAUGCACAUCUUUCAUCUGAUUUCGAAACGUUUUUUUUUUUUCACUGGAGUGAAUGUUGUUUUAUCAAGAUCAGUUUUUAUUAUCUACCUCGCAGGAGUAAUAGUUUUAAGGUUUUAAUGCAUACGAGUACGUGCAGCUCGUUCUCAAACUAGUUUUUCCAGCCGUCUUAUUAACUGUUUAUAGCGUUACUAAGCGACGGAAUUAUAUCUUAAGAUGGCUAAUUUCCCAAGAUUCUACAAAAAUUGUGCAAGUUAAAUUGUAAUAGAAAAUCUUUUUUUUUUCCUAAUGCAUUUAACAAUAUAUUGUAUUGUAAAAAUUACAUCCGGGUUCAUUUCACUUGUCUUAUCAUCUGCAUACACUUUAAGUCACGUGAUACAAAGGUCAUGUUUAUUCAUACUAUGUUAUAAUAUGUAUGAGAUUUUUGGAAAUUGAAUUAUAAAUAUUACGGUUAUAAGUACAACAUUCUAUUGUAAGCACACACGUAUUCAGUUCAACCAGGAAAUAAUACAUUUUCGCCAAUAUAUUAUAUAUGUUGGGCAAACUGCGGGAUAUGGAAUGGACUUUAUUAAACUGUUUAGAAUUUUUUAUAAAAAAAAAUAUGAAUGUAAAGAAUCACCAGAAAUAGUAUAUUAAAUCCAUGUGCUGCAUAGAACUGUAUUUGGUUGUUGAGGGAUUUCUUUCUGUAAAUAUCGUGGGUAGCAACAUUACAUUUGGAGAAAUAAAAUGAAAUAAAUAUGUA
Molecule: messenger RNA, 17479 nt
Organism: Mercenaria mercenaria
Lineage: Eukaryota; Metazoa; Mollusca; Bivalvia; Venerida; Veneridae
Exons: 12
Coding region: 1-15414 (5137 amino acids)
Source: RefSeq, a predicted model, not a curated record